This is a messenger RNA of Triplophysa dalaica, 1155 nucleotides long. RefSeq lists its product as uncharacterized. Gene Ontology annotation, biological process: protein phosphorylation. The transcript has 10 exons. The record is from RefSeq and is a predicted model, not a curated record. The coding region runs from base 115 to 1155 and encodes 346 amino acids. Gene Ontology annotation, molecular function: ATP binding; protein kinase activity. Lineage: Eukaryota; Metazoa; Chordata; Actinopteri; Cypriniformes; Nemacheilidae.
CUUACACAAAAGGGCUUUGAUGCCAGAGUAAAACAGUUAUUGUGUGGAGAAGACGCACACAGUGAAGGAAGUCAAGGAACAUUGGAGACAAAAGAAAAAAAUGAGAAGGCAUUUAUGGAUGCAGCACAAGUAUUUACCAAGGCGAAACAUUUAAUAAAACCCCAGGUGAAAAAAUGUCAGUUUCCCAUUCGUCGGAAAGAUAAGUCCCUGUUAAAGAUAAAAAUGAGUCCCAUGGAGUGGAAACCACGAACAUCCAAAAAACCAGGCAGAUAUCAAAAAGUCAUUCUUGAAGAAGCCCCCCCAAGGAUCCUAGUGCCAGGCACAGAAGAUUAUGAUGAACUGAUACGUAUUGCUCAGGAUGCAUUUUGGACAGAAAAGGAAAGAGAGGGAAGUACAUUUACUCUUUGCCAUUCAGAUGGCACAAGGUGGACAAAGGAGCAGUUUUGUCAAGAAUAUGGAUCUGUCUCUGAGAUUCCAACUCCCUGGAAGAGAACAUUUUAUAUUGGACGUAGAGAAAUGGAUAUUAUCUGCCUCGGUGAAAGCAGUUCAGCAUUAGGAAAUGAUGAAAUGGAAGACUCAGACAUGAUCAGGGUGCAAGGGAGACCUCAAUUCCAGAGAUCCAAAUUGCAACUCCUAAUCCAGAGAGGCCCAUGGAAGAAGGUGUUUGCCCACAAAAUGAGGUUGUAUUCUCAACGCCUGCCAUUAGUGGACGAAUCACUAAUCAAUUACAGUGAACAGAACAUGUUGGGUGAAGGAACAUUUGGGAAAGUAUAUCGAGGUUCUUUUCAGGGAACCCCCGCUGCCAUAAAGAGGAUUCCAUAUGGCAUAGCAGGACUUCAAGAUCAGGACAUACAGCAUGAGAUUCUUGUCGCAAUGCGAUUGAGCCAUCCCAAUAUUGUACGACUUAUGGCAGCAGCCCACACUGAAAACACGUUCUUGCUGGCCAAUGAAUACAUUCACGGUACAACCCUGGAUAAUGUGCUACACAGUGACAAUGCUUGUGUUAAGCUUGAAGGAAAUGAUAGUCAUUUUGUUGCCCUGGACAUUUCAAUGGCUGUUGAAUACAUCCAUUCAAAAAAUGUCAUCCAUCAGGAUCUGAAGCCUGACAAUAUCCUGGUAAGUAAUGUGCUUAACAGCUGCUUAUGGGGAUGUUAA